Messenger RNA from Aspergillus costaricaensis CBS 115574, 1186 nucleotides. Its product is annotated as arabinan endo-1,5-alpha-L-arabinosidase. NCBI's taxonomy places the organism in Eukaryota, Fungi, Ascomycota, Eurotiomycetes, Eurotiales, Aspergillaceae. Gene Ontology annotation, molecular function: arabinan endo-1,5-alpha-L-arabinosidase activity. The coding region runs from base 90 to 1046 and encodes 318 amino acids. The transcript is spliced from 4 exons. The record is from RefSeq and is a predicted model, not a curated record. Gene Ontology annotation, biological process: carbohydrate metabolic process.
CAGCAAUUCCUUUUCUCCUCCUCCAUUUCCCUUUACCCUCCUCUUCCUUUUUCUUCUUUUCCCUUUUGGAGGAUUCCCCCUUAGCCGCUAUGCUUUCGUUUGUCUUGCUUCUUUGUGUAGCGUUGGUCAACGCCUACUCAGACCCGGGUGCAUGCUCGGGAACCUGCUGGGCUCACGACCCCAAUGUCAUUCGCCGUGUGUCGGACGGAACCUACUUUCGUUUCUCGACAGGAGGUGGCAUCCAUAUCUCCUCUGCCAGCGCUAUCACUGGUCCCUGGACUGAUCUCGGGUAUGCACUGCCUGACGGAUCUAUCGUUUCAGUGGGCAAUGCCUCCAACCUUUGGGCUCCGGACGUACACUACGUAGAUGGCACCUACUACAUGUACUAUGCUAGCUCUACUCUGGGCAGCCGGUCUUCCACCAUUGGAGUUGCAACCUCCACCACCCUGGAAGCCGACUCCUGGACCGACCAUGGCGAGAUCGGUGUCACCUCGUCGUCGUCUACUCCCUACAACGCCAUUGACCCCAACUGGAUCACCAUUGGCAGCACUCCCUACCUCCAGUUCGGCUCCUACUGGCAAGGUCUCUACCAAGUGGAGAUGACCGACUCCCUUACCGCCAGCAGCAGCAGCCCCACCAACCUGGCCUACAACGCAUCGGGUAACCACGCCAUCGAGGCUUCUUACAUGUACGAGUACGGAGGCUACUACUACCUCACCUUCUCGUCCGGCACGGCUCAGGGAUACACGACCUCCCUGCCUGCCCAGGGCGAUGAGUACCGCAUUGUCGUUUGCCGAUCCAAGACUGGAACGGGUAACUUUGUUGACAAGGAUGGCGUCUCAUGUCUUAACAGCGGCGGAACCACCGUUCUGGCCAGCCACGACUAUGUCUACGGCCCUGGUGGACAGGGUAUCAUCAACACCACCAGCCACGGUAUCGUCGUCUACUACCACUAUGCCGACAAGAACAUUGGUCUGGCUGUCGACGACUACCAGUUCGGCUGGAACACGCUCACCUGGACUGAUGGGUGGCCUGUUGUGGCUUGAUUUCAUUCUUUCUUCUAUACAUACAUACAUACAUACAUUCUACCGGCGGUCCAGAAAUGGACUCGGUAUUAUUUGCAUGAUGAUACCUGCGUUCGAUUGUAUUUAGCUAAUUACGUUAAUUCGUAAUGUUUUAUAUUGCG